CUUGUCGUGUUCGACCUAAACAAUGAUAAAAAGAAGAAGAAGACCUUCGAUCAAACUUUUUUUUUCUCUCAAUUCUGAUCGUCAAUGGCGAUUACUACUACGGUUACAGUUCGUAUCACUGAUGAAAUCUCUCCCACCUUCUUCUUCUCCUCAGCUUCCACUAGAGCUUACAAUCUCGAUAUUUGCUACUGGAAAUCAAACCCCAUCGCGUAUGAUCGCCUUACGAUCCGGAGGUUCGGAAUCGGUGGUAAGUUGAAUGCGACGGUUAAUCCGUAUUCGUACACGGAAGUAGCACGGCCUGAGGAGAGGAAGAGUUUGACGGAUUUUUUUGUGGAAGCUGGAGAUUUCGUCGGAUCAGACGGUGGUCCGCCUCGGUGGUUCUCUCCGUUGGAAUGUGGCAAACGCGCUCCUGAAUCGCCUCUUCUUCUCUACUUACCCGGGAUCGAUGGUACUGGAUUAGGGCUCAUUCGCCAGCAUAAGAGGCUUGGAGAGAUAUUUGACAUAUGGUGCCUUCACUUUCCAGUCAGUGAUCGUACUCCUGCUCGAGAUCUUGUGAAGCUCAUUGAGAAGACAGUUAGGUCAGAGCACUACCGUUUCCCAAAUAGACCCAUUUAUAUUGUUGGAGAAUCUGUUGGAGCUUCUCUUGCUCUAGUUGUUGCAGCCAGUAACCCUGACAUUGAUCUUGUCUUGAUUCUGGCUAAUCCAGUCACUCGUUUCAACAACUUCAUCUUGCAAUCUUUAUUGGGCUUCCUGGAAAUUUUGCCUGACGGAGUUCCCAGCUUGAUAGCAGAGAAUUUUGGGUUUAACCAAGGUUCUCCGUUGACAGAAAUGUUCGAGACCAUGCUCAAUGAAACUGAUGCCGCGCAGAUGGCUAGAGGGCUAUUAGGAGAAUUAUUUGCAACUUCAUCUAACCUGCCUACUCUGGUGAGAAUCUUUCCCAAGGACACACUUCUGUGGAAGCUUCAAUUGCUUAAGUCUGCUUCAGCGUGUGCUAAUUCGCAGAUGGACACAGUCAACGCCCAAACACUGAUACUUCUGAGUGGACGUGAUCAAUGGUUAGUGAACAAGGAAGACAUUGAGAGACUCCGCGCAUUGGCAAGAUGUGAAGUUCGUGAGUUUGAGAAUAAUGGACAGUUCCUCCUCUUGGAGGAUGGCGUAGAUCUGGUGAGUAUCAUCAAGCGUGCAUAUUAUUAUCGCCGUGGGAAGUCACUUGAUUACAUUUCAGAUUACAUUCUGCCUACCCCAUUUGAGUUCAAAGAGUAUGAAGAAUCCCAAAGAUUGGUAACUGCUGUUACCUCUCCAGUCUUUCUCUCAACUCUAAACAAUGGUGCAGUAGUAAGAUCACUUGCAGGACUACCUUCAGAGGGACCGGUUCUAUAUGUUGGAAAUCACAUGUUGCUUGGUAUGGAGUUGCAUGCAAUAGCACUUCAGUUCUUGAAAGAAAGGAACAUUCUGUUGCGAGGACUGGCACAUCCAUUGAUGUUUACCAAAAAAAAAGGCUCAAAACUCCCUGAUAUGCAGUUGUACGACUUAUUUAGGAUAAUAGGCGCAGUUCCUGUCUCGGGUAUGAAUUUCUACAAACUACUUCGUUCAAACGCUCAUGUGGCUUUGUAUCCUGGUGGUGUCCGCGAAGCUUUGCACAGAAAGGGUGAAGAAUACAAGUUGUUUUGGCCAGAACACUCCGAGUUUGUAAGGAUCGCAUCUAAAUUUGGAGCAAAAAUCAUUCCUUUUGGAGUUGUUGGAGAAGAUGAUCUUUUCGAAAUGGUUUUAGAUUACAAUGAUCAAUUGAAGAUCCCUUUCUUGAAGAAUCUUAUAGGAGAGAUAACACAAGACUCUGUUAACUUGAGGAACGAUGAAGAAGGUGAACUGGGAAAACAAGAUUUGCAUGUGCCUGGGAUAGUUCCCAAGAUUCCGGGACGGUUUUAUGUAUACUUUGGGAAACCAAUAGAAACAGAAGGUAGAGAGAAAGAGCUAAGUGAUAAAGAGAUAGCUCAGGAGGUUUACUUGCAGGUCAAGUCUGAGGUAGAAAAAUGUAUGACCUAUUUGAAGAUCAAAAGAGAAACUGAUCCUUACAGAAACAUUUUGCCGAGGUCGCUCUAUUACCUCCUUCAUGGUUUCUCUUCCCAAAUCCCAACCUUUGAUCUACGAGAUCAUUAAAUUUAGUUACUAAUUUUGUGUUGUAGUUCUAUUUACAGGGUACCUGAUUUAGCUGUGUGAUAAAAAAAUAAAAACUCGUAAAUUUGGGUAUGUUAUUGAACUUUGAAAGUGUGUAUGGCUGUUAGUUAAUGUGGAAGUGAGCGAGUCGGGAGUUUUUUUUUUUAUCGAGAAUUAUAUUUGUGUUAAUUUUUAUAAACCGAGAGAGGUUCGAGACAGUAACAGUAGUGUUCUCUGCAGAGUGAGUCGGCCAUUACUGAAAGUGAAACCUACUUGGUAUGGCUAUGUAAAUCAGGGAUAGAUGAUUACUCUCUAUUUUAUAUGUACAACGUUCUUUUAUUUUCUUCUAACAAAAGCUAAUGAAGUAAGAAACUUAGAAUUGGCGCGCCAAAUUGUUGAUGUCCAAAUCGGUUACAAUUAGAGAUUUUAUUCGGUGGAAAAUAUAUAGAAGGUCUCUUUAUAAAUCUGUGCCGAGACACGUACAAGUCGGACCACAAGACUCAACUAGACGAGCUAAAAACGACGAGGACAAACAAGUUAAGAGAGAAGUGACAAGCUAAGAGAUUCCGAAACUGAAAAAAUCUGUCUCUCAUCAAAUCAUCAUCAUAAUCACCUUUCUUCUUCUUCUUCCGUAAGCUGCUCAAUUUUCUUCCAACUAUUUCUAUAUCCAGAAACCUAGUCAAGCUUCCUCUCUUUCCCACUACCUCUCGUUCUAUUAUCCGGCAUAAGAAUCCUCCUUCAGAUCUAGUCAUUGUCGUCUCCACUUCUUCAGAUCUGAUUCUCGCAGUUCUUCAAAUCAUUUAUGUUCUUGCUUCUUCGAUUUGUGUUUCGUUUCUAAGAUCGAUCUAGAAGUAGGUCUCUUUGCUCAAUGGUAUACGAUUCUCACUUUUCUUCAACUUUUUUGAAUCUGAUUUUGGUUCAUGUGAUUGGUCGUUUAAUUGGCUUGGACGAGGAAGAAGGCGAGGUACCUUGAAGUUUUGUGGGAAAAAAUGGAUUUUUUUUUAAGUACUUCAAACUGGUGUUGUGAGCUCUGCUUCUGGUUCUGGUUAUGCUGAGUUUGGGAACACAAAAGUCAUUGUUUCAGUGAGCGUAUUAUUAGAUAACACUUCUCCGUCAGUGUUCAUUUUGAUUUAAAAGCAUAUCUUCAAAGCUUCAAGUUUAUUAGCUUAGUAGAACCAGUCACGAGCUGCAAAACGGUAUGACACCAUUGCAGAAGAAGUUACAAAGAUCAGAAGUCCACUAUGAAUUUGUCGUAGAAAAAGUUUGAAGAUAUGAAUUUGAGAGACGUAUCUCUUUUUCCAAGCUUUUGUAAUUUUUUUCAUUCUUAACUGGGUUUUAAUUUGGUAACUAAACAUUCGGUUCUCAUAGUGAAUGAUGCAAAUUAAGAAAGACGACGCCAAAGUGGCAAAGCCGUAUUUGAGUUUUACACAUUGUGAGUUCAAGGAAUUUUUGUAAAUCGUGUCACUUGCAGUUUAUGCAAGAUGUGAACAAUCAUGUCAAUUGCAGAUACAUUUAUCAACA
Molecule: messenger RNA, 3675 nt
Organism: Camelina sativa (false flax)
Lineage: Eukaryota; Viridiplantae; Streptophyta; Magnoliopsida; Brassicales; Brassicaceae
Source: RefSeq, a predicted model, not a curated record